Messenger RNA from Solanum stenotomum, 1878 nucleotides. RefSeq lists its product as uncharacterized. The transcript has 2 exons. Lineage: Eukaryota; Viridiplantae; Streptophyta; Magnoliopsida; Solanales; Solanaceae. The record is from RefSeq and is a predicted model, not a curated record. Bases 1 to 1878 code for a protein of 625 amino acids.
AUGGUGAAGAAAUUGGAGAAGCAGAAAUCAAUCAAGCGCCCAAAGAGGGCAAAGGUAGAAGUGCAUCACUACCAAAAACCCCGACGUCCUGUGACUCUAGAGGAACUCUUACCAAGUUUGCUCGACAUAAAGUCUACUCAAGACAAUGUCGAGGCAUCAUGUUUCAAUGCUAAUAAAGCAAAAACAAUGAAGUAUCUUGAUGGCGGGAUUGAAAGGAAGAUAGUUGCAUAUGAUAAUCCUUUCACCGAAGUUGAGACACACUUUGUCGAUGCGAAAUUCUAUUUGAAAAGUUAUGUUGUUAAAGGGGCCAAAUCUAAUGAUGUAAAACCAAUCAUGUCCGAUAAGGUCAUAAGAAAAAGAAUCAAUGCAACAGUCGGAAAGGUAAACGUCGACACUAAAGAACUUUGUCCAAUUCUUAAUGAAGGGAAGAUCAUGUCUUCGAAUAAAAAGCUGACUUCUAGACUUUGCUAUGUUCCAAAGGUGAAGAAAGAAGAAGAUCAAUCAUCUAACUUUCAAGAAAAUGUAUUGAGAGGGCUAACUCUUCCUAUCAGACAGAUUGAUGCAAAAAACUUGUCUUCAAAGCUGCCAGAAAAGUCAAUCUCUCAAAAUCAAGUGCGAGAUGUGGCGCUCCCUACAAAACGCAUAAAAGAAGGUUUUGAUCCCAAUGCUUACAAGUUAUUUGUGAAAGCUGGAUACAACCCUGAUGAGCCAUCAAUGUUAGGGAAACUUGUAUCAGAAGACACACUUAGGCAAGCACGUGAAGGCCUAGGCUAUAGCCAACCACCACCAAUUCGCAUUUCCAUAAGAAGGGCAAGAAACAACCAUAUAACUUUUGAAGAUGAUGUCACUACUCCCAACAAAAAGCCUUCCGUCUUUGAUCGACUUGGAGAAUCGACUACAAGAACUUUUGUGUUUGAGAGGUUAGGUCUGGUGAAGAAAAAUAAGAAUUUGAGAAGUUAUUUAAAAGUUACAACGCCUGCUUCACAUUUGGUUCGAAAGGAUUUCAAAAGUUCGAUUCCUUCUAGAAUGAGGCGACGAGUGGAACUUGUAGUUUCAUGUAAAGAGGAACUCAAGGCAAAGGUUCACACUGUGGUUUACACCAAGGAGCACGAGGAAGAUGAAGAAAGUGUAGGCUCCUCAAAUCAUAUUACAAUCCAAAAUGAGUACGAUUAUUUGCCUCAAAUGAAGAUUGAUGAAGAGUUAGAAGAUAUUGUCUGGAGUUGUCAUAAAUCUAUCAAUGACAAUGAUCCUUUAGAAGAGAAAGAUGCUGGAGAUGCUGCACCGGAACUUAAAGAAGGAAUAAAGACCACAAUAGAUCCUUUGAAAGAAGUUAACCUUGGCACUGAUGAAGACCCAAGGCCAACUUACUUGAGUGCCUUUCUAGAAGUUGAUGAACAAAUCGCUUCUAUGAAUAUACUCAAAGAAUAUAGGGAUGUCUUUGCUUGGAGUUACAAAGAAAUGCCUGGAUUGAAUCCUAAAGUAGCGGUCCAUCAGUUGGCAGUCAAAAAUGGUUCUCGUCCUGUUAAGCAAGCUCAAAGAUAUUUUAGGCCAGACUUGGUUCCAUUGAUAGAAAAUGAAGUUAACAAACUUAUUGAGGCAGACUUUAUUCGUGAGGUCAAAUAUCCUACAUGGAUUUCAAGUAUUAUUCCUGUAAGGAAAAAGAAUGGUCAAAUUAGAGUAUGUGUUGACUUUAGAGAUCUUAAUAAUGCAUGCCCUAAUGAGUUUCCUCUUCCCAUUCCGGAGCUGAUGAUUGAUGCCACCACUGGUUAUGAGGUGAUGUUGUUCAUGGACGGUUCUUCUGGCUAUAAUCAAAUCCGCAUGGCUCCAAAAGAUGAAGAACUCACCGCAUUUCGCACGCCUAAGGGUAUUUAUUGCUAG